AUGACGAAGAAGUUCGUCGAUGGCUUCAAGGAUGGCGAAGACGAAGCUCAGAUCGACGUGCGGCUGAACAUGCUGGAUGAUGCGUUGGCGAAGUUCUACGUCGUGCGGCGCAAGAUCGACGUCCUCACUGAUGUUUUCGGGGUUGAUGCUGCUGGAAAGGAGAAAACACAGGAUGUAGAGGAGCACACUAAGGCGUUAUGGGAGUUCGAGAACUUGUACUGUGAGUUGAAGGCGAAGUUGCUGGCAAAGCGGAAGGAGGAAGCACCCACGCAAGCGGCACCUGCUCAGGCGAAAUCGACUGUUUCGCGCGUGAAGCUGCCCGAAAUCAAGCUGCCGUCGUUUGGAGGAAACAUCACCGAGUGGAUUACUUUUCGGGAUUCCUUCAAGUCGCUGAUCCAUAAUAGUGAAAACCUAUCAGAUUUCGAUAAGUUUACUUAUCUUCAGUCUUCACUGUUUGGAGAAGCGCUUGCUGAGAUCAGCACAGUGCGCGUGUCGGAUACGAACUACCAGGUGGCGUGGGGCGUGCUGGAGAAUCGCUACGGGAACAUGAAGCUGAUCCUGAAGAGCCAUCUCGACGCCAUCUUUGCUGUUGAGCCCGUACGAGACGAGUGCUUUGAGGCGUUGAACCAUCUGCUGAGCGUGGUGGACAAGAACCUGCAGAUGAUCAACAAGCUCGGGGUGAAGACUGAGGAUUGGUCCAUCCUGCUCGCUCACGUUGUCACUAGCAAGUUGGACGCCGCAACAUUGCGCCACUGGGAGGAACACAACAAGAAGUCCAAGGAGUUCGUGAAGUACGAGACGCUGCUGGAGUUUCUGCGGGAACAGUGCGGAGUGCUGCAGACGAUCGAUUCCAUGAAGAAAGCUACGAGGAACGAGCGUCGCCCGCCGAAGUACGCGUCAAGUCACGCUGCGUCUGCUGAGCCAAGCGGAUGCUUUUUUUGCAACGGACCUCAGCACAACGUGUUCCAGUGUUUUGCGGUCAAGAAGAUGAGCUGUGCAGAGCGUGUCGCGGUUGCCAGGAGGAAUAUGCUGUGUUUCAACUGUUUGCAGCCUGGUCACGUCGUGGAAAAGUGUACGAGAGGAUUUUGUUCGAUGUGCAAGCGGAAACAUCACACGCUUCUUCACGAGAACUUUGGCCAAAGGUCGAACGCUGCCGCUGCAGGCUCGAACGCGUCGCGACCUCAUUCAGGGAACACACCAUCCACAAACUACCCACAACAGAAGACACAAAGCCAAACCCGUCACACACCCACUCAAUCUACACAAAACCCUACACAGACACCAGUCUCGCAAAGCUCACAACCACAAAGCUCACAGCUCGCCACAGGCCACACAGCAGCGUGCAACCUGUCGUCGUCCCUUGUUCCAAGUCGUACGGAGGAGGUUCGAGAAGUGUUGCUGUCCACGGCUGUUGUACGGAUUUGCGAUUCGCGAGGUCACACACUGUUCGCUCGAGCACUGCUUGACAGUGGCUCCCAGCGAAACCUGAUGACCAAGGAGUUCGCGCGUAAGCUGAAAUGCAAGCCGCAGUCCGACUACCUGCGAGUGAAAGGAAUCGGCGUUGCAGAAUCCACUUCCACCUUUGCGGUGACCGCUACUGUUUGCGCUCGUUCUUCAGCGAUUUCGGAGUUCGCAGCAUCGAUGAGGUUCCAUGUUUUGGCGAAGGUCACGGCGAAUCUGCCGUUCAACAACAUCGAUGCGGAGCAGCUGAGCAUUCCAGAGGACGUGAAGCUGGCGGAUCCGCACUUCUACCGCCCUGGACCUGUGGACAUGAUCAUUGGAGCAGAGCAUUACUAUGACCUGUUGUCCGAUGGUAAGAUGAAGCUUGGAGAAGCAAGCCCGACGAUCCAGAACACCGAGCUCGGCUGGGUGGUGUCUGGCGUUGUCAACGGAGUAGCGGCGAAGCUGCCACGAGUCGUAGCGAACCAGAACUCAGCAGAAGCAGAAGCAUUGGCGGAGAUCAACGAUUUACUGGCCAAGUUCUGGGAGUUGGAGUCGUGCCAGACGCCGAGUACACAUUCGCUCGAGGAGAGCGCCUGCGAGGACCUGUUCAGGGCGAACACCGUGCGCGACGAGACCGGUCGGUUCGUCGUCAGACUGCCGAAGAAGCAGACGAUCCUGCAGAGUCUAGGCGAGUCGAGAUCGAUCGCGAUGAAGCGGUUCUACGGGCUGGAAAGGCGGCUCACCGCUAAUCCAGAACUGAUGAAGCAGUAUUCUGACUUCAUUCACGAGUACCUGGAAAUGAGACACAUGGAGGAGGUGAAAGAAGACACGGAGGAGAAGCAAGCGUAUUAUUUACCUCACCAUGCUGUUCUGAGACCAGACAGUACGACCACCAAGCUGAGAGUAGUCUUCGACGCCUCAUGUGCCACUUCGUCUGGAGUCUCGCUGAACGAUGCUUUGAUGGUAGGACCGGUGGUCCAGGAUGAUUUGCUGACCAUCAUUCUUCGCUUUCGUUUGCGGAAGAUCGCCGUCGUGGCAGACGUCGCAAAAAUGUACCGCAUGGUGAACGUUCACCCAGAUGAUCUGCAGCGGAUCUUGUGGAGGGACUCGCCGAGCGAACCUGUGCGCACCUUCAAACUCACUACGGUGACGUACGGAACGGCGUCGGCGCCCUACCUGGCCACGAAAUGCUUGCGCACGGUCGGAGAAGAGGUGGAAACCACACAUCCGCUGGCGGCGAAGACCAUCAAGCAUGACUUUUAUGUCGACGAUAUGCUCUCGGGAGCCGAUUCGAUCGAGGAAGCGCAGAAGCUGGUUGGAGAGACCAGCGAGCGGCUGAUGGCGGCCGGGUUCCUGCUCAGGAAGUGGCGAAGCAGCGACAACGCCGUGCUGGAAGCCAUCCCCGAGGAGCUACGAGACGAAGGAGGUGCGAAAGAGUUGGAUUCGUCGACUGCCGCUGUGAAGACACUGGGUCUGCUGUGGGACUCGAGCAGCGAUGAGUUCAAGUUCAAAACGCCGACGUGGAAUGCCGCUACGGUAUUCACGAAACAGACGGUGCUGUCAGACACAGCACGCAUUUUCGAUCCCGUUGGACUGGUCGGACCAGUUGUUGUGAUCGCCAAGAUCUUCCUCCAGAAGCUGUGGAAGAAAGGAGUCGAUUGGAAAGAGCCGUUGCCAGAAAAUCUUGUGCACAUUUGGGAGGAGUUUCGACGAAACAUGAUGAGCUUUGACAACAUCGCUGUGCCACGCACCUGGAGCAACGGUGGCGUGUCGGUCAACCUGCUGACGUCGAAGACUAAGGUGGCGCCGAUGACCGACUUGAAGCGACGAACCAAGGAGGAGACGAUCCCGCGACUGGAGUGCUCGUCAGGACUGCUGAUGUGCCACUUGCUGCAGAAGAUACGCCCACUGUUUCCGGUCGACAUCGAGAUCCAUCUGUGGACGGAUUCGAUGGUCGUAAUGAGUUGGCUGGCGUCCGCACCAUCUCGCUGGAAUCCAUUUGUGGCAAACCGCGUGUCGGAGAUGCAGCACCUGGCAAAGGUGUCUGGCACCACGUACCCGGUGUGGAAAACCCGGCGGAUCUGCUGUCUCGAGGCAUGA
Messenger RNA from Culex quinquefasciatus (southern house mosquito), 3543 nucleotides. RefSeq lists its product as uncharacterized. Gene Ontology annotation, biological process: proteolysis. Gene Ontology annotation, molecular function: nucleic acid binding; zinc ion binding; aspartic-type endopeptidase activity. Bases 1 to 3543 code for a protein of 1180 amino acids. The transcript has 2 exons. The record is from RefSeq and is a predicted model, not a curated record. Lineage: Eukaryota; Metazoa; Arthropoda; Insecta; Diptera; Culicidae.